Messenger RNA from Colletotrichum navitas, 732 nucleotides. RefSeq lists its product as uncharacterized. The record is from RefSeq and is a predicted model, not a curated record. The transcript has 5 exons. NCBI's taxonomy places the organism in Eukaryota, Fungi, Ascomycota, Sordariomycetes, Glomerellales, Glomerellaceae. Bases 1 to 714 code for a protein of 237 amino acids.
AUGAGAAUCGCAACCAUAUCAUCGUUUGCCGGCGCCAUUCUGGCUGCAACCGUCUGGGCCGCACCAGUCGAUCCGGAACAACACCCCAUGGUGUCUGUUGGAUACCCACAGGUCCCUGCCGCCGCAGAGCUGGCAGCCCCGGGCAGAGCGCAGCCGAAUCCGACAUCACCCGUGAAUCUGAUCACGGCGGUAUGGAACGCGAUCGCCGGCGGCGAUGAGAAGCAGCAGAGAGAGGAUCUGGGCCAGACUCGACUCGCAUCGGCGAUAGGAACAUGGAGCUCUUCACAGGGGGGGAAGACCGAUAUCGCCGGGAAUCACGCCGAUGCCCUCAUCAUUACCGGAUACGAGCUGAUUCCAACCCCCCCCCCUCCCUACAGCAGUCCCGUUUGGAAGCUCAGUCGGCCGGAACCGGCAGGCCAUUCGCCGACAGCCAAGGACCAACGACACUCGAACCACUCGCAUCGCACGCCCAUGUGGCAAAGCACAACACACAUACAACCAAUGGUGUCCGUGUGUGUGCCGCGCCCAACAAGCUUUUUGUCGGAGCCUCACUACGAGGGGUGCUUGGCCGAUAGCGGAAAGCUUUCUGAGAUGGAGUGCAGCUGUUUGAACUCGACCUUGUCGAUGCCGAAUCAGGGGCGUGUGUUACAUGCCGUUGCAGCCCGGCGAUUAUUCAGUCAUUGGCGAGAGAACCAACAUAUUGAAACUUUUUAGCAAACAACGUUAAUUCGU